Messenger RNA from Tricharina praecox, 3024 nucleotides. RefSeq lists its product as uncharacterized. Bases 91 to 2928 code for a protein of 945 amino acids. The record is from RefSeq and is a predicted model, not a curated record. The transcript has 9 exons. Lineage: Eukaryota; Fungi; Ascomycota; Pezizomycetes; Pezizales; Pyronemataceae.
CAUCCCGACACCUCUCCAGUCCCGCCUGGUGUCGUUGCAAGCACGCGAUGACGGUAACACCCGAGCCAGCUGGGUGUUGGCGAUACUACGAUGAAAUUGAACGCACGAAAAUUCGCGGGAGAGCCACCUCUACGAAUGCUGGGAAGGGAUGUCUGUCCUAAAUGCUACCUCGCGGCCCGCGACGUGCCUGAAGGGUUUCAACAGCUCGUGGUCGAACUCUGCAAUCUCAGAGGUUUACUUGCUUUUAUCCGUCAUAAGAAAAAAGGAACUGGAUUGGAAGCCGAGAGAUGCGGGAUGGAUGGCAUCAGCCAUGAGACGAUGGUGGCGGCCAUCCGUACGCUCGACCAGUUGGACGAGAAGAUUACACGGUACCACGACUGCGCCGCGAAUGGAACAAACCCGCAAUUCGGGAGUCGCAUGGAGUGGAACACGAUGCAGAUGGAGAUUCGGGAGUUACGCGACAGACUACAAGACGGUAAUCAGGAGCUCGCCGUUUUCGAGAACGGGAUCGAGAGGAUCUUUGUCGCGGUCGCUACAAUACACAGACUCUGCACGGAUCUAUGUUGCGACGAUUAUACUGAAGAACAUGUCGACUGCUCGUGGUCAAGCACCAACACCUCCUCAUACGCGUUCUCUUCGGCCUCUUCCGACGAUUUCCCCUGGGAUCGCUCGUCAUCGUUCAUAUUCACCGAAAGCUCUCGCGCCACGAAGUCGCGGCUCGGAUCGAUCGAGGAGGAAUCGCCGUUGUCUCUAGCAGGGUGUUUCGGGGACCUGGGGCGGCCACAUAUACUGUCUCUCGAGGAGGAAGUGGUGACGAACGGCAUGGUCAAGCAGUUGCAGUUAGCAGGGACCCCCGUGUCGCUGUACUGUAAGCCGCCUCAUCCAAGCUGGAAAGUUCCGCGGGAUGCCGCUUUACGGUUCACGUUUUUGUCGAGGACGGAAUAUCCGAAGACUUCGACAGAUUGGCUACGGUGUGCGGUUUGGUGGCUGUUGAAGUCGCGCAGUCCAGUCCUCAUUCAUCGCCGCUCCACCGACAGCACCAGUAUCUGCUCGUCGAUCGAUCCGAACAUGUCGCAUUAUCAGGCCUUUGUGGAUCUCCAGAAGGCAUCGUGGAUCGUCUUUGAUGUGAUACUCAGAGAUGCGGGAAUGCUACUCGUGGUGGUGGAGCAGGACCAGAGACUUCUCGAUGGACUCAUCAAUGCGUUUGAAUCCGAUUUCAGGCACCUCGAGCCAUUCCGACACCUCAUGGACGACGCGCGACCAACCAUCAACUACGGCAUAUGGGAGUAUUCCGAGCCGACGGCGAUUCGGUCGAGCGGCAUGGUUGAUACGCAGAGAUGGAUCGACAUUCGCGCUGAGGAUGCUGGCCAUACCGACGAAGUCGUCAUGUUCCGUGGUUUCGUAAACUUACGGAUCGGACGUCUACGAAAUGGAAGUACCGGUGCACCGUACCUGCUAGUCGUUUCCGGGUGUAUCGGCGAUAGUGAGCCCAGUAUCACACUGUGCAACCAGACCGGAACGCUGUAUCUUUCCCGAUACUUUGAGCGCCAGGAUUUGCAAUCCAUGCAAGGCGUGGAACUGGCAGGGAUGCUUAGGUGCAUACCCCUCAAAAUCUCUGGGGUAAUGGCAUUCGUCGAGUUCAUCCAACUCUCCGAUUACGAGGUCUUCCGUUCAAAGACAUCCAACUUCUUCGAUUCCGUUGUUGCGCGCAACCUCCGCGAUGGCGAGACCCGCGAACCGUUGUUUCGAGAAGUCCUGGAAUACGUCGAAGACCUACAAGAUCCCAGCAUCCUAUUGGAGACACGAGGGAAACAUCACUUCUGCGAGCUACGUGUGCUGGAGACCAGGGGGGAACGGGCAUAUGGAUGGCAGACAUCGCGGCGACUGGUGCUCACCAGUGCGCCGUAUGAGUCGUAUCCGUGGAGCAAAUCAUUCUUUCUUCCGAUGUCGAAUGUCCGCCUCGAACGAACGGGAUCUCGCGAUAUCGUCGCCAAAUGGUCGGAUAUCAGUCAUACCAUCACACGAACCCUCGGCGACUAUGUUCCAAGAACAAGCUAUGUUUAUGACGGAAGCUCUCCUACACGGUCGCUACGCUUUGUAUUUCGGUCGUCUACCGAUGCAACAAAAUUCGAGCAAAAAAUCCUGGGUAUCUCCAUCGAGCCGGAUUACACAUGGGUGCGGGACGACAGAAUGACGGCAAAGGUCUUCGCCCUACGAAACGAGAGGAAAUCCUCACAAUACAAACUUCUCCACCUCACCGAGCGCUCAGGGCCGGAGCAAAGCAGCCGCAUCUUCUAUAUUUCUCGGACAACCGACAUACAUAUUACCCCCACGAGUCUUCACUUACCGAACGUCCUCGAACCCGAUUACAUAUCGAACCACAUCGACUUAUUACAUGAAGCGACUACGGCAGUGGAGCUGGCUAGGUGCUCUCAGAAACCAGCGACGUUGACGCUCGAGCAUGCUUCACCCCUCCUUUCUGGGUUGACACCCAGAUGGCGUCUCCUCUCUACCGUGCACAUCCCCCACGUCGCUUUCCGCGAGGCGCAAAAGUCACGGUUCCGAUUCCUACACUCGCCGUCACCUAUCGCCGCGGGGACCGCCGAUUUAUCCUUAUGGCGGAGGUCCGAUCAGGCGCGACUACUCGUGCGCUGGAUCAAUCCUGUUUGUACCGAGCGAUGGAUCAGCGCGACUCUACCCGUCGGUGUGAAGGUGGUGGUGGAGGGAGGAACGGUAUUACUAGCACUAGAGGAGAUGACACAAGGAUCACAUUGGGACUUGGGCAGUGUCAGUGCGGUCGGGGGGGAGGGGGUGAAGGGAAUUGACAGGAUGGGAUGCGAGGUGGAGGUGGAGUUCGUGAAUGAGAACGACAGACAGGCUUUUUGCACGGCAAUACGGUCGCCAGAAAGGGCAAAACACGCUCGGUGACAUGGGAGGAUUUUGAUGUACACUAUGGUGUUCUGGAUAGAACGGAUGGCAGUCAAGUAACAUAGGAUGGAGUUUCGAAUGCAAAUGUCUUCACUG